Aureobasidium namibiae CBS 147.97 is the source of this 753-nucleotide messenger RNA. RefSeq names its product trimeric LpxA-like protein. Gene Ontology annotation, molecular function: acetyltransferase activity. The coding region runs from base 1 to 753 and encodes 250 amino acids. The transcript has a single exon. Lineage: Eukaryota; Fungi; Ascomycota; Dothideomycetes; Dothideales; Saccotheciaceae. The record is from RefSeq and is a predicted model, not a curated record.
AUGAAAGCACCACUAGGGCCAUACCAUACUGCUGGUCCCAGUGAGAAAGACAACAUGCUUAGCGGCAGAGACUAUCGCCACUUCACCGAUCCAGAACUACUGACCGAUAGAGCAUGGUGCAAACAAGCAGUCGAACGCUACAACAAAGGCGCGAAGUCGUCUUUUGACAUUGACAUGGACUCACGCAUGAGGCUGUUCAGACAGAUACUACAGCCGGAUCGUCUGUUGCGACAAGCGGACUCGCGCAGUCAUCCUAUCGGCACCAUUGGCUCCAAGAUUCUGAUCGAAGCACCGUUCAAGUGCGAGUAUGGCUACAACGUUCAUAUCGCAGACAAUGUGGUGAUACAGGCAGGCUGUGAGAUAUACGAUCCUUGCCCUGUCACGAUCGGCAGAGGCACCAUCAUUGGCCCAAACGUCAAGUUCUACGGACUCGGACCGGAUACAAGGCUUGAUGCAAGAGUACGCAACGGCAGCGAAGGCAGACUAAGAGGAGGCAAGAUCUUGGUCGAAGAGGACUGUUUCAUUGGCGGCAACGUCGUCAUAUUGCCCAACGUGAUCAUCGGACGAGAAUGUGUGAUCGAGCCCGGGACUGUGGUCAGCGGUGUGAGUAGCCAAAAUGACACUUUGAUCUCUGCCUUAACACUGACAUUUUCAGAAUAUCCAACCAGGCAAAGUCGUCGCCGGCAACCCAAUGAGGAUAGUCCGCGACGUUGUCCCGAUACCGACCCAAGAAGAAGGAUAUGGUCGUCCUGA